Aureobasidium pullulans EXF-150 is the source of this 1660-nucleotide messenger RNA. RefSeq lists its product as uncharacterized. Lineage: Eukaryota; Fungi; Ascomycota; Dothideomycetes; Dothideales; Saccotheciaceae. The record is from RefSeq and is a predicted model, not a curated record. The transcript has a single exon. The annotation marks the transcript as partial.
CCCGGAGCGCAUUGUGGUGGAGUCAGUAAGGGGAAGUUCAGCCUCGUAAUCACGCAAGUCUGUCACGUUGGCUACUGGCACCGCCGUCCCUUAUCUCGUCAAAUCAGGCAUAGCAGCCAGUACAACCGCGUGCAUGAAUCCUAACAAGUCGUCGCUGGUCCCGCCGCCCCAGUCCUCUAGCGCUCUUUCAUCCUCAGCUACAAGUCCUGUACAUAUUUCCAGGGAUACGUCGCCCUUUACCGACCUGCCCCACCCGGAUGCCUUGGAGCUAGACGACUACAAGAAGCACCCCGACGAAGACGAAGACGACGACGACUUUGCCUGGGACGACAACUACGACCAAGACGAUAGAGGCAUGCCUUCAGACCUACGACACGCUGCGGACAGCAGGUCGCACGCUGCUCCUCUACUUUCACCCGAGAACAAGCAUCGCGACUAUGCUUCCCCUCCUGGCAGUGCUGCUCUACGAGAGCGCCGCUCACGCCUACGAGAACGCGACCCGGAUGUGGCCGCCGCGCAUGCCACAAAGCAAAAAUAUACAUACGCCGCUGCAUUUCUCAUUCUCAGCUUGAUCUCUUUCACCAUCCAGACAGAGACAGCUGUGUACAUUCAACAUUCAUUGCAUUGGAACAAAGCAUACUGCAUGCUAUACUUUACCCACGGUAGCUGGGUCCUGCUAUGGCCUACACAACUAGCCAUCCUGCGCCUGCAGAAGUUAAACAUGCCCUGGGAAUCCUUCUGGCGCAGACACAAGGCCAUUCUACGAAGCACAGCUCAGAUGGUCGAGCACCAGAAAUUGGACAUACCACACCACAUGCAAAAGCAAUCGCCUAUCCCAUAUUUCAUCAAGAUGACCUCCAUGGUCACUUGCGCACUCACUGUCGCUGGCGGCAGUUGGUACGUUGCUGUCGACCUGACCACCGCCUCAGAUUUGACAGCCAUUUACAACUGCUCCGCCUUUUUCGCAUACGCUUUCGCCAUCCCUCUGCUAGGGGAACACUUCAAAUGGAACAAGGUCUUCGCAGUCGGCGUCGCCAUCGUCGGUGUCUUGGUCGUCGCAUACGGAGACGUCAGCCCCAGCAAGCACGGAAGUAAGUCCGGUGGUGGCGCAGGUGGCCCUACAGCCCCAGAACCCGAAGAGGCGUCCAACCGCGCCCUCGGUAACCUUGUUAUCGGUGUCGGCAGUGUUCUGUACGGCUUUUAUGAAGUCUUGUACAAGAAGGUCGCUUGCCCACCUGAAGGCUGCUCUCCUGGUCGCGGCAUGAUCUUCGCCAACACCUUUGGCUCUCUCAUCGGGCUUUUCACCUUGACCGUCCUCUGGAUCCCUAUUCCUAUUCUUCAUUACACUGGCAUCGAGACCUUCGAACUCCCUAGAGGAGAGGCUGCUUGGAUGUUGAUGAUUUCAGUUCUCGCGAACGCCACAUUUUCCGGCUCUUUCCUCGUUCUCAUUUCCCUUACCUCUCCAGUAUUGAGCUCCGUCGCAGCUCUACUGACAAUUUUCCUGGUUGCUGUUGUCGAUCAACUGCUCCCUCCACCACUCAACCAGCCUUUGUCAGGUGCAGCUGUUGCAGGUGGCUUACUCAUCAUUGUUGCAUUCUUGUUGUUAUCAUGGGCCACAUAUAGAGAGAUGAACGAAGAGAGGCGGAAAAAGGAGGCCGAG